Molecule: messenger RNA, 774 nt
Organism: Fusarium pseudograminearum CS3096
Lineage: Eukaryota; Fungi; Ascomycota; Sordariomycetes; Hypocreales; Nectriaceae
Exons: 1
Coding region: 1-774 (257 amino acids)
Molecular function (GO): helicase activity
Source: RefSeq, a predicted model, not a curated record
AUGCCGGUGUCCAUUUCGUCCCCAGUGUUGCUGGGUGGCAAGUCUUACUUACUCGAACUCCUCUUCCAUUGUGUCUUUUAUGGCACUCGUCAAACAUUCGAUACCGUGAAGGAAGAGGGGCCGUCCAACUCAAAGGUGUUGCAUCUACUCGAUAACAACAUUGGUCUGGAGUCAUUUUACGAGCGACUAAGCGAGACGUUACAGCGCCUGGGAAUUGACGAAGCUCGCCACUUUUCCAUCAUCCGACUCUACGCAGUGGACGGUGAGGUGGGCUCAGGUGUGAAACGAGACACUCAGAAAGGUCCCACCGGACGCCUGGACAGAGCCGCUGCUGAAGCGGAAUUGAACUCUUUCGCAGAUGAGUUCAUGUUAGAGGCUACACUCACACGCAUCUCUGUUGACACCCAGGAUACUCGGGAGGCUCUUCGCAAUGCGAAACAUCGCCACAACGAAGGGUCUUUGUGCAGUGGUGCCUUCAAUUAUUUCGAAGACAACACCGACAAAUUCACACAACUGCAUGAGCUCGUGAACAAGGUUAAAGAUGGUCAGGAACUCGACACUGCAGAGUUUGGCAAUUUCAAGGCUUGGGUCAAGAACUUGUUCGAAGCAUACCUGCUGCAGUUCAACGGUGUUGUCCUAUCUACAACAACUGCGGCCUCUAACUUUUUGUUCCGAACUGCUUUUGCCCCAGAGCUAGUCUUGGUUGACGAAGCUUCAACGAUGCGAGAAUUAACAACCAUGAUUCCCAUCGCAUUCUUUAACCCCAAGGGCUAG